Molecule: messenger RNA, 1158 nt
Organism: Andrographis paniculata
Lineage: Eukaryota; Viridiplantae; Streptophyta; Magnoliopsida; Lamiales; Acanthaceae
Exons: 2
Coding region: 92-868 (258 amino acids)
Molecular function (GO): phosphatidic acid binding
Source: RefSeq, a predicted model, not a curated record
AGAAGCAAUCACCAGCUCAACUCCUUUAAAGGCACUCACCAUCAACGAAUUGAGUAAGGUCUAGGGAUUUCGCGGGAACCAAUCAGCAGUCAUGUCGUACUACCCCAAAGGCCACCACCGCACCGGGGAAGACUCCGACGACUUCAACGAGUACGAUCCCACCCCUUACGGCGGCGGAUACGACAUCUCAGUGGCGUACGGCCGUCCCCUCCCCCCUUCCGACGAGACCUGCUACCCCAACCGCUCCGGCUCCCUCGACUUCGACUACGGUCGCCCACUCUACGCUUCCUUCGCCGAGCCCUGCGCCUACGCCGACAAAGCCUUGGAGCAAGAGUACCGUAGCUACGCCCGCCCGGGGCCCCGACCCGCCCCGUCUCCUCCCGGCGGCCCGCCGCCGCCCCACGCUAAAUAUGUCUCCGGCGAGCACCGCCCCAACUAUGGCUAUCAGCCGGGUAUGGAUCGCCCCGGCGGUGGGCACGAAUUCGGCAGGAAGCCGGAGCCUCCGUAUGGAUCUGCGUACGGCCGGAAGCCGGAUCAUCACAUCUCCGAGUACGGGUCCGGGUACGAAUCGGGAUAUGGGCGUAGGCCCCAGCCUGAAUUCGGGUCGGAGUACGAGAGGAAGCCCGAAUACGAGCACCCCCAUCCUCCUCCCGGGUAUGGUAGUAGGCCCAACUUCGAAUACGAGCACCCGAAUCCUCCUCCCGGGUAUAGUAGCAGGCCCAAAUUCGAGAGGCAGAGAUCUGAUAUCGAUACGACCCGCUAUAUGAAUCCAAAUGAGGACGUCCGCCACCAAUACGAGGAUUAUGGGAAUAGGGAACCAUCCAAGGACCGUCACCACCGCUUACACCACAGGCACUACGACGAGUGAAAGGAACAAUGUCAAUGAUGGCGCUGUAGUAUUCAGACACAUUCAUUAAAUUAAGGUUCUUGGUGUGCACGUUUCAGUGUGUGGUGAAUUUUGUGCUUUGCUGAAAUAAAAGGAGAAACUGUACAUGGCUCCCCCAUGUAAGCUCGCUCCAGUAUAUCUGUGUCCCUGUGUGUAUGUAUUGUAAGUUAUAUAUGUAACGUAAUGUAAUCCAGGUGAUGUGUGUGGUAUUGUGACAUACAUGUGUUUUAUUUCAAAAGUAGCGGUAAGUGUGUGCUUGGUUUAUUACAUAA